Messenger RNA from Coccidioides posadasii C735 delta SOWgp, 935 nucleotides. Its product is annotated as Chitin synthase, class 1. NCBI's taxonomy places the organism in Eukaryota, Fungi, Ascomycota, Eurotiomycetes, Onygenales, Onygenaceae. The record is from RefSeq and is a predicted model, not a curated record.
ACUUGUGCCAGCUGACUCCCUACUCCACGAGCAAAGAGUUGACCGGGGCGCCAUCGCGUAUACCGCGCAUACAUCAAGCGCCAUCAUUCCAAUUAUCUUCUCUCACUAGUUCGGCAGCCAAACUAAAAAAGAAAGAAAAAGGCGUCGCCCAUGGCCGCCCAACGCGAAUACGGCGACUCCAAGAUUCCCCCAUCCAAACCAUCCCUUUCCACCACCGAUCCCACCGGAACCCGCCUCACCACCGGCGGUGACGCUCUCAACGUCCACGGCACCCACGCCUCCGCUGGCGCCACUUCCAGCCUGUCUACUGACCCAUCUGCCCCUUCCACCACGUCCACAGGCACCAUGAGCGAAACUACCCGGAUGCCGGGAUCCGGGCAGGCGGGAGAGGGAGUAGGUGGAAUUCAGGGAUCUGAAGGGGGACGGGCAGCAGGGUCGAGUACGGGACCGAUGGGUGCGGCGCCACCUAUGAGCGCAGGGAGUCACGGGGAGAGGACGGCAGCGAUGCCAGAGAGGGAAGGUGGUGUGAAAGGCUUCAUGGCCGGGGUGCAUGGGGCGGGUGAGGAGAUUCGUGGUAAGGCACGGGAGGUGGUUGACCGAAUGGCACAUGAUGAAGAAGGUAUAGCAAAGGACCGGGAGAUUCAGAUGCAGGGAAGGGAGGAAAUGGAGACAGGCAGGUUUAGCCAGGCGACAAAGGAGAGGGAAUGGGGGAACCAGGAAACCGGGAGGAAGAAAGUUUGAUAUCCAUGUUGGAUUCAUGAUUGGCUGGUUUGCUCUCUCGGGCCUUGACCAAAAAGUAGAAGUUUCACUUUUGACGCGGUGUGUUGCAUGGGAAAAUGACCUGUCUCUGUUCUGUUUCAUUUUGCUUGAAAUGUUUCACUUGACAACAGGGUCACUCCAUUGCCAAUUGAGGGGGUGCUCAGUCUCUUCAUAAA